AUCUUGUCGCAUAUAUCAUGUUUUAUUUUGUUCAAUUUUGUUUUAUUUUAUUUUAAUUGCUGAAUAUUUUAUUUCGUCGCGAUUUUUUACAAAACAUAAGACUGGUAAAAGUAUUGAAGCAGACAGAAGUAGCACGAAGCCAGGAUGUCCACGGAGCCGGUUUUUGUGAAAGUGGAGUGUCAGUUGGACACGCAAGAAUGUGAUGUGAAAAAAGAAGCGAAGUCGAGUUCUGAUGAGCCCCAGCCCAUUAACCAAGAAUUUUCAAAUGUACAUGUCAAGGUGGAACCGUCAUAUCUAAAUGAAGAGGCUCAAGAAGUGGAGUGUGACUGGGACAGCAACAUGGCAACCUGCAAUGGGGAGAAUGAGACUGAGUUAAGUCGCAACGUGCCUGGGCCCAGUAAUGCAGACUGUUUGUACUAUCUACAUGUUAAAGAGGAACCGGGGCUGAUAGUUAUCAAAGAGGAGGAGUCACACAUCAGCGACCCCGAUGGGGCAGCUGAGAUUGAAGAGUAUGACUACAUGAACCACAAAGUUGAGGAUGGGGUAGAGCUGGGCCCAAAGUUAUUGCAGCAUCCUAAUGGGUCAGCGUUUCAAGGGGCACAGAUAAAAACAGAGAAUGUUCCAUCACAAGGUUGGAGCUGCUCGGUGCGGCUGGAGCGCGUGGAGGUGGAUGCUGUGCGGCGCACCUGCAGCGUCGGGCGGCGCACCUACGCGCUGCACCGACCAACCUUCUUCUGCGACUUCUGCGGAUCCUCAUUCCAAACCAAACAGCUCCUCGUAGACCACGAAAAAACAGAACACGGUGCCAAGAGUUUCAUGUGCAACAAAUGUGAAUUUACGACUGUCAACAGGACGGUCAUGAAGGCUCAUAUACGUAAACACAACGCGACCCGACUGUUCCGUUGUGGUAUCUGUAGCUACUCGAGCUUAUUGAGAACAGCCGUGCGCCGUCAUCGAAAAACGCAUAGUCUUGAAUCUUUCAAGUGCAGGUAUUGCGACUUCACAUGUGGUAAUAAAAACUAUUUAACACUUCACGAGAAGACGCACACUGGCGAAAAGCCGACUCUUAGAUGUGAUCACUGUGAUUUUAGUUCCGUUCUAAAACCUAACUUGGAAAGACAUAUGUUGUUGCACAUGGGUAUUAAACCGUUUAAGUGUAGUAAUUGCGAUGUCGCGUGUAGUUCUAAAUCAGAUUUACGAAUUCAUCAGAGAGUCCACACGGGAGAGAGGCCGUUUAAAUGUAACCUCUGUAAUUUUUCAACAACUGCGAACACGAGUUUACGUUAUCAUCUAAUGCGACACACCGGCGAUAUGCCUUAUAAAUGUGACCAUUGUGACUAUAAAUGCUGUAAGAAACAAAGGUUAAAAAGGCAUCUGGCGACGCACACAAAUUUAAAGCCUUUCAAAUGCAGCCAAUGCGAUUACCAGUGCAAUCAGAAACCAAACUUAAUACGACACCAGGUGAAACACACUGGUGGAAAACCUUACAAAUGUAGUCAAUGUGACUACACAGGCCGGUAUCAUACCAGUGUAAUGAGACAUCUAAAAACAGUGCAUAAUGGUGAAAACUGUACAGUCCUUAAAUUGGACUUAAAAAAUCAUGAGACCAAUGAUACUGGUGAUAAACCGAAUGAUACUGGUGAUAAACCUGGUACUGGUGAUAAACCUUUUAAAUGUAGCUACUGUGAUGUCUCUUGCCAACGGAAGUCUAACUUGCAAAGACAUGUAAGAAGGUGCCACAGUGACAAACUUGAGAAGUCAUAUAAAUGUACCGAUUGCGAAUACACUACUGAUUUUCCGCAUAACCUAGAUCUCCACCGGCUGGUUCACGCAGGAGAUAAGCUUGAAAAAGUUAAGCCAUUAUACAAGUGUAGUACGGAAGCAGAUAUGCAAGUACACGUCAUGACAUAUACAGAUGAAAAGCUUCUAAAAUGUAGCUACUGUGACUACUCAUGCCGUGCGAAGAAAGUUCUGCAAAAACAUUUGGUGAAACAUGGAGAACAGCCUUUUACAUGCAAAUUGUGUGACUUCAAAUGUGAUUCGUCGACAAUCUUGCAAAGUCAUAAAGUCGUGCACGCUGGUGAAAAGCGACAUAAAUGUAGCGAUUGCGAUUAUGCGAGUACUCGCUUAUCAUCACUAAUAUCACACAAGGCAAUACACAGUGGGGAGAAGUCAUAUGCAUGCAAUAUCUGCAAUUACAAGGCUGUUCGGAAAUCAAGCUUAAACCGUCACCUGACAACACACACCGAUUAUAAGCCUUUCAAAUGUAGUUAUUGUGAUCACUCUUGCAGGUAUCCAUAUUUGCUACGACGACACGAGGCGGUGCAUGAAAAGGAAACCAUUAAUGUAGCUAGUGUAGCUUCAAGUGAUGAAACAAUUUUAAAUCUCCAAGGGUCGGUUUCGCCCUCACAAGAACAGCAAGAGAUAGUUGUGAAACAGGAAAACUCAUGAGCUUCAUGGCUUUUGGUAAAAUAACUGAUAAGUUUUAAAAUAAUGUUUAUUUAGUUGAAAUACAUUAAAUAUGUUACUU
Cydia fagiglandana is the source of this 2530-nucleotide messenger RNA. Its product is annotated as zinc finger protein 808-like. Bases 145 to 2451 code for a protein of 768 amino acids. Gene Ontology annotation, molecular function: RNA polymerase II cis-regulatory region sequence-specific DNA binding; DNA-binding transcription factor activity, RNA polymerase II-specific. Gene Ontology annotation, biological process: regulation of DNA-templated transcription. The record is from RefSeq and is a predicted model, not a curated record. The transcript has 4 exons. Lineage: Eukaryota; Metazoa; Arthropoda; Insecta; Lepidoptera; Tortricidae.